AUCAAGGUCUGUGGGCCUGGGUAUCUACAUUUUAAGCAUACUCCUUUCAUCUGAGUCUGGGGACACUUCCUCUGAGCUGGAGGCCUGGUCCCCUACCCAGACUGAAGGGGUUUGAGGGCAGAGAGGCCUCACCCUCCCUUGACUUAGGCUGCCCUCUCCCUAUCUCAGAUUCAUCCAUCUCCUGCCCCUCCAACUCACAUUCCUCUACUCUGACCUCAGGAAUUGGUGGUCAUUAACUGUGAAGCAGAGGUGAAAACAGGAUGCCAAACAGGACAAAUGGGAGGCAGGUCAGAGGGAGGGAUUGUGAUCCAUGUCUGUCUGUGUUGGGGGUAGCGUGUGGUUUCAGGGGCAGGAAAUGCUGUUGUCAGGUUUCUGUGCUCCAGAACCUAAGACUAGGAGUUAGGGAUGCCACCUCCUGUGUUUAACUGCGUAAUAGGAAAUGUGUGUGUUUGGUUAAGUGGAAAAGCUCUGUGCUGAGGGCCCAGAACCCUGUACCUUCCCUCCACCACCUUCAUGAUGCUUUCCAGUUUCACUCCCACUGGCACCAGUGAUUUUUUGAAUGUAUAAUCUCUGUUCCUUCUAUCUGUAGAUCUUCUAGGCAUCCACCUUUGGCUUCAGAGAGUAGGGCAGAAGGUCUUUCUGGGUGUAAACUGCAGGGAACCAUUUCCCCCACGUAGCUGCAUAGAGACUGGUCUUCUGUCCUGAAAAUGUACAGCAGUUUGCGAUCCUCUCCUGUUCCACCAGCUUUCCCAGUCUCCUAGUAUAACUGAUCGUGGGCUUAAAGAAGACUAGGAGGAAGCCAGGACUCAUAAAGGGACCCUAGCUUAGAAGGCAAUUCAAACUGAUGGGUCUGUGAGGCCGCUGGGUGGCGCCCCGCGGGCCGGGAACUACACUUCCCAGGAGGCCUUGCGCUGACGUCUGGACGGGCGUAUCCGAGGGGCGGGGCCUAAGGCCGGCGGGUUCCGGGCGUUUGCGGGACCCGGAUGGCGGGGCCGGUGAAGGACCGCGAGGCCUUCCAGAGGCUCAGUUUCCUAUACCAGGCCGCCCACUGCGUCCUCGCGCAGGACCCCGAGAACCAGGCGCUGGCGAGGUUCUACUGCCACACCGAGAGGACCGUCGCCCGGCGGCUGGUCCUGCGGCGGUGAACCUUUUCUUCUAAACCCAAGCACUCUUCCAUUUUUCCCACUUCCACCCCAGGCUGCAGGGGGCAGCGCUGGACAGUACAGACCUGCCUAACAUGCCAGCGCAGCCAACGGUUCCUCAACGAUCCUGGGCAUGUGCUCUGGGGAGACCGGCCUGAGGCCCUGCUAGGGAGCCAGUCAGAUCCCAAACCACUGCAGCCCCUGCCAAGCACAGCUCACCCUGCUGCAGCCCACCUUGCUGAGGAGAAAGUGCAGCCCCAGAGCUCCAGUCACCAGUGACAGAGUCACCCCGUCUUCCAGUCAAACCUCAGUUCUCGAAUGUCCCCCACCUCAAACAAUUCGGGUUCUCGACCAUGUUGCGCACAGAAAAACGUCUUGGUUGUUGAACAAAACUUCGGUUCUCGACCCAACAACCCUUUCAUGCUGAUACCUGUAUGAUCAGUCACGUGUCUCUCAGGUGACAAAGGAGAGAAUGCGCGAG
This is a messenger RNA of Miniopterus natalensis, 1623 nucleotides long. The record is from RefSeq and is a predicted model, not a curated record. NCBI's taxonomy places the organism in Eukaryota, Metazoa, Chordata, Mammalia, Chiroptera, Miniopteridae.